GUAUUUCGCGGACUUCCAUCGUGUCCUGUUCGUUCUUUGGUCUCGUCCGGUCGAGCGCGUCGAGUCACGGCAGAGACAGAGAGAGGGAGAGAGAAAGAGAUAGAAGUAGUCGCCGAGAAACGCCACAGGACACAAAAGUGCCUUCUUCUUCCUUCUUCGCCGCGUCACGGAGAGCCCCGUCAGGAUGGCGGACGACAAUCACGAGAACGGCACCAGCAACGGCGACGUCCCCGAGAUCGAGCUGAUCAUAAAGGCGUCGACGAUCGAUGGCCGUCGAAAGGGCGCUUGCCUCUUCUGCCAGGAAUAUUUCAUGGAUUUGUAUCUGCUGGCGGAGCUGAAGACGAUCUCCCUGAAGGUGACCACCGUGGACAUGCAGAAACCGCCGCCCGACUUCCGCACCAACUUCCAGGCCACGCCGCCGCCCAUCCUGAUCGACAACGGUGACGCGAUACUGGAGAACGAAAAGAUCGAACGGCACAUCAUGAAAAACAUCCCCGGCGGGCACAAUCUGUUUGUACAGGAUAAGGAAGUGGCCACUCUCGUGGAGAACUUGUUCAGCAAGCUCAAGCUGCUGCUGCUGAACGCGAAGGACAAGGACAAGGAUCCCAAGUCCUCGUCGCUGAUGGCGCAUCUGCGUAAGAUCGACGAGCAUCUGGGCCGCAAGGGCACGCGCUUCCUCACCGGCGACACCAUGUGCUGCUUCGACUGCGAGCUGAUGCCGCGGCUGCAGCACAUCAGGGUCGCCGGCAAGUACUUCGCCGACUUCGAGAUACCGGAGACUCUGGUGCACCUGUGGCGGUACAUGCACCACAUGUACAGGCUCGACGCUUUCCUACAGAGCUGCCCGGCCGAUCAGGAUAUCAUUAAUCACUACAAACUGCAACAGAGUAUGAAGAUGAAGAAGCACGAGGAGCUGGAGACACCGACCUUCACCACGAGUAUCCCGAUCGAGGUCAACGACGACUAAGCUGGACCUUCGUCGGCGAGGCUGCGAUCGCGUGACUUCGAUUAGACAUCGAGAUCGGCCUACAGCGAGACGGCGAAUCGCGGAGUUUCAACGGCACGCAUUUUGUUAUUUAAUAUAUCCAACAACAUUAGCAACGAAAACAAGGCAGGGAUUCUUCCGUUGGAACUCCCCCCUCCCCCCCCAUCUUACGAACUGCCAGCUCGUGUCGUCGCCGUCGUUGAUCGCUUCAUAUUUUUUUUGCUAAGCAAUCGUAGCUGAAUCGCAUCCCUUCCCUGUGGGAUCAAGUCAGGUGUAAACAGAUUAGCUUUUUUACCGCAAACGACACGAAAACAUACAUAAGUGCGUUAAGAUAUUCAAAGUCUUAAAAAAAAAAACGGUUCUAGAAUAUUAAUCUCUGUUUUUCUUCUUUUUUUCUAUCUUCUUUUUUUUCCACUAUGUACAGCACGUGUACGUAGUUUUGACCUGAGUAGUAUUAGCAAGAUUUUAAUUUGCUAUUUGUUGAUCCAAGGAUUAAGUUUACCAGGAGAAGCGAUGAGAUGAUUUUUGCCAUUCUCUGGCGGCAACAAUCCAUGGAAACUAACAACCCAGAAUGCAAAAGAAACGUAUGCGUUCGAGAGAACCGAAUUGGUGCCAUUAAUAAUAUCUUUGCAAUCUUAAUAGAAAUUAUCCUUUGGAUAGUAUUCAUUAUUCCUAGGCAUUAUUCUUACAUAAGAUUAAGCGAAUAAAAGUAGAUGAAAUCAAAGUAGAACGUCUGAUAAAAUGUUUCAACAUCAUUCUCAAACUUGCAUAAAUCUUUUUAAACGUUAGAUUUCUCUUUUUUUUCCAUCGUUUUCAUUCAAGCCACUCAUUAUCACGAGAUACUUAAACACGAUUAAGAUUCAUUUGCAUCCAUGGGAAAGGUACACGUUCGUUCGAAAUUAUGAAUUUGUUUAACAUGGGCUUCGCGUUUUUUAUAUAUAUAUGUGAUUGCACGACAGAGAAAGACAGACACAUGUUAUCGUUAUAUGUAUACGUAGAAGAGAAAAAGAAAUACGUUUUGCCGUAUCUCUCGCGCCGUGUCACACGUGAUCCAGAGUGCGUACGUUUCUUCUGGAUUCCGACAGCGUGAUUCGAGGCAUCUUGUUAUUCCCCGUUUCAUCGUUAGCACUUUUACUGAUUUACAAGCAGAGAACGAGCGCAAACAGUUUCCCACGAUUGUUUUUCCCCCGCGAGCCGAGAGCAUUUAGAGUAACAGCAUCCGGGAGCUCGACUCCGCUUUAUUUCCACUAAUUCACUGUUCCAGAGUACAGAAAACCGAGCAGCAGUGCAACUCGUAAGAAACUGUCUAUUCCGCAUUAGUAAUUCUAUUAUUAUAAUUAUUACUAUUGUAUUAUUAAUUUUGGUUUAUAUAUCCGUAGAAGUCAAUAUACCAGUGUUUACAAUAA
Wasmannia auropunctata (little fire ant) is the source of this 2391-nucleotide messenger RNA. RefSeq names its product chloride intracellular channel exc-4 (gene Clic). Gene Ontology annotation, biological process: chloride transport. The record is from RefSeq and is a predicted model, not a curated record. Gene Ontology annotation, molecular function: chloride channel activity. The transcript is spliced from 4 exons. NCBI's taxonomy places the organism in Eukaryota, Metazoa, Arthropoda, Insecta, Hymenoptera, Formicidae. Bases 185 to 967 code for a protein of 260 amino acids. Gene Ontology annotation, cellular component: apical plasma membrane; cytoplasm.